This is a messenger RNA of Empidonax traillii (willow flycatcher), 2634 nucleotides long. RefSeq names its product all-trans-retinol 13,14-reductase-like. Bases 83 to 1939 code for a protein of 618 amino acids. The transcript has 9 exons. The record is from RefSeq and is a predicted model, not a curated record. NCBI's taxonomy places the organism in Eukaryota, Metazoa, Chordata, Aves, Passeriformes, Tyrannidae.
UUUUCGCCCUUGCCGUUCCCUCGCCCCGGUUAUUCCUGUCCCCGCCGUUCCCGGCUCCCGCUCCGCCGGACGGCGCAGCAACAUGUGGCUGCAGGCGAUGCUCUAUCUCGUCCCCCUCCUUCUCCUCGUCUUCUUCCUCCUCUUCUUCAUCCCGGUCCUCUUCUUCCUGUUCCCUCAACUCUCGGGCGGCCCCAACCCCUUCGCCGCCGACAGCCGCCGUCCGCCGGGGCCGCUCGUCACCGACAAGGCUGUGCGGAGGACCGUCGUCAAGACAGUGUUCUCGGCGGACAAGGUGCCCCCCCAGCUCGAUGCCAUCGUGGUGGGCAGCGGUGUGGGGGGCCUGGCGGCAGCCGCGCUCCUGGCCAAGGCCGGCCGGAGGGUGCUGGUGCUGGAGCAGCACGGGAAGCUGGGGGGCUGCUGCCACACCUUCACCGAGAAGGGCUUCGAGUUCGACACCGGUACGAUUUGGGGCCCCAGAAUUCCCCCCCUGGAUCCGAAGGAGGGGGCUGGGACACACUCGGGGUGGGAAUUGCACCCAUCGGGCGUCAGGUCAGGGGGCCCCAGCACCCACCCUGUGUUAGACGAGGCUGCUCUUCAACCCAAAAUUCUCUGGCUGAAAGGCACCAACCCCUGCCCGCCCCCAAUGCCCAGUCCCGUGACUCGGUGCCAGCUCCCAGUUCCCAGUGCCAACCUCCGCCCCUCCCGCGGUCCUCCCGCCCAUCGCCGGUGCCGCUCCCCUUUUCACCGUCUUUUUCGCCCUUGCCGUUCCCUCGCCCCGGUUAUUCCUGUCCCCGCCGUUCCCGGCUCCCGCUCCGCCGGACGGCGCAGCAACAUGUGGCUGCAGGCGAUGCUCUAUCUCGUCCCCCUCCUUCUCCUCGUCUUCCUCCUCCUCUUCUUCAUCCCGGUCCUCUUCUUCCUGUUCCCUCAACUCUCGGGCGGCCCCAACCCCUUCGCCGCCGACAGCCGCCGCCCGCCGGGGCCGCUCGUCACCGACAAGGCUGUGCGGAGGACCGUCGUCAAGACAGUGUUCUCGGCGGACAAGGUGCCCCCCCAGCUCGAUGCCAUCGUGGUGGGCAGCGGUGUGGGGGGCCUGGCGGCAGCCGCGCUCCUGGCCAAGGCCGGCCGGAGGGUGCUGGUGCUGGAGCAGCACGGGAAGCUGGGGGGCUGCUGCCACACCUUCACCGAGAAGGGCUUCGAGUUCGACACCGCUAUUGCAGAGAUCCAGUCCCAGCUCUCCCUGGUGACCCACGGCCAGGGCUGCUUCACCGUCUUCGUCGGCCUCAACGGCUCAAGGGAAGAGUUGGGGUUGGAGCCCACCAACUACUUCAUGUACCCAGGGAGUGACCUAGAUGGAAUCAUGAGGCACUACACGGACUUACCCAGAGAAGAAGCUGCCAAGAACAUGCCUCUCCUCUUUGUCACCUCCCCCUCGUCCAAGGACCCCACCUGGGAAAUGAGGCACCCAGGUAAAUCCACGCUGGCCAUCGUCACCUUCGCCAGAUACGAGUGGUUUGAGGAGUGGAAGGAUGAGCAGGUCAACAAGAGGGGUGAUGACUACGAGGACCUGAAGAAGACCUUUGUGGAUGCUGUCAUGCAGACUGUCUACAAGCUCUACCCCCGCAUUGAGGGCAGGGUGGAGUACCUGUCCGGCGGGACACCCCUCACCAACCAGCACUACAUCGCCAGCCCCCGCGGGGAGCUGUACGGCGCCGACCACGGCAUCCCCCGCCUGCAGGCCGAGGUCAUGGCUGCUGUGAGGGCAGAGACGGCCGUCCCCAACCUCUACCUGACAGGGCAGGAUUUGUGCCUGGGUGGCUUCAUGGGAGCCCUGCAAGGAGCCGUCAUCUGCGCCAGCACCAUCCUCAAGCGCAACCUCUACGCUGACCUGGUGAGACUGAAGAAAAGCUUGCAGGCCACCAACUCCAAGAAGGGAAACUAACACCUGCUGUCCUACCAUCAGGGACCCCCCAUGCCCCACCACAUCACCCCCACCUCCGCAUUCUCUGCUGUCACACACCCGUAGCAGAUCCAUCCCCAUGCAAAGCCAAGGAUUUCAAUCCAGGAAGAUGCCAUUCCCGUUCAUAGCUAGACUGUUUUGCACCUCACCCACCUGAAAAGCGUCUGCUUCCACCACCACGUCCACUGCUUGUCCCUGGCUGUGAAGAGCAUCCCCAAGAGCUGCCCCACGGGGCCAUGGCCAGGAGGGAAGUCAAGGUAACCCCAAAACAGGCAGCACCAGUAACAGCACCGAGCAGCAGCACCCGCAGAGCCGGCAGCACCCAGGGCUGGAUCCCACCAGGGGAGCAUCGGAAGAGCAUCGACCUCCACCUGCAUCCCCCAGCAAACACCCCCCUUCACCUGCAACCCCCAGAGCUAUUUGAGAGCAAUGGCCCUUGUGGGCUGCCUGGUGCUUCCAAAAUCAUUUCUGGGGGCAGCAGGACCCCAGCACCCCGAUAUUCCUGGGGUUUGGGCGCUGCUCUCCCCCCAUCGCCCCGAGGCGUCGGUGGCACAAACAGUACAAAAGUCCUUCUGUCUCCUGGGAAAAGCUUGGGAACAGUGUCAAAGUCCUGUCCGGUUGGGAAGGGAAGCACAAGAGACUGGAAAUAAAUAAAUAAAAGAGUGCUCGUGAGCCUG